Molecule: messenger RNA, 802 nt
Organism: Charadrius vociferus (killdeer)
Lineage: Eukaryota; Metazoa; Chordata; Aves; Charadriiformes; Charadriidae
Gene: CUNH3orf70
Product: chromosome unknown open reading frame, human C3orf70
Exons: 1
Coding region: 13-549 (178 amino acids)
Source: RefSeq, a predicted model, not a curated record
GUCUAUCAGCCCAUGACACCCGUAGAGCAACUUCCCAGCACCGAAAUACCCAUUCGCCCUCGGGAGUCUACAAACACCAUCCAGAUCUCCGUUUCGCUCACCGAACACUUUUUGAAGUUUGCACCUGUCUUCCAGCCCCCUCUGCCCCCCGACUCCCCGCAGUUCUGCACAAUCGCGGACCUCUUCAUUGACAAUUACCGCGUGAAAUGCAUCAAUGGGAAGAUGUGCUACGUACAGAGGCAGCCUCCCCCCGUGCCCCACAAGAUAAAGCCCGAGGAAGCCCCUGUUCGCAAUGCCUUAAUCACAAAAGAGAGCAAUACACCAAAACCAGAUCACUGCUCGUCCCCUUCCAGCUCCGAGGACUCCGGGAUCAAUGCGGUGGGGGUUCACUACAUAGAGUCGUGUGACGAGGACACGGAGGGGGUGGCUGAGCUAAGUUCAGAAGAAGAUUACAGCCCGGAUAGCAGCUGGGAACCAGAUGAAUGCCCGCUCUUGUCACCCUCGCAGUGCGAAAUGGAAGUGAUUGAGACUAUAGAAACCACUGUGUGAUCCGACAAGUUGGUAUAAGAUCAGUCCAGUUCCCACUCAGUAAUGUUGCUUUUGUAGUAUUUAUAUUUUCUGUUUUUUUUCUGACAAUCCCUUUUUUCCAAUGCACUUGAUAUUUCAGAUUCCUCAUGGGAGUGCAGUUAUGGGACUUGCAUAUUGGUGAACUAGCAGCAGCCUGAGCAGUUUUAACAUGUUCUCAGCCUGAUCAGAUCUCCCACAUCUGCACGUAAGGUAGUGAUAAAUCUUAAGACUUCUA